This is a messenger RNA of Tarenaya hassleriana, 1402 nucleotides long. RefSeq lists its product as uncharacterized. Gene Ontology annotation, biological process: regulation of DNA-templated transcription. Gene Ontology annotation, cellular component: histone deacetylase complex. Bases 390 to 1109 code for a protein of 239 amino acids. NCBI's taxonomy places the organism in Eukaryota, Viridiplantae, Streptophyta, Magnoliopsida, Brassicales, Cleomaceae. The transcript is spliced from 7 exons. The record is from RefSeq and is a predicted model, not a curated record. Gene Ontology annotation, molecular function: transcription coregulator activity; protein binding.
CUCCCUCUCUCUCUCUCUCUCUCGUCACUUCACUCUCUCUUCUCUCUCUCAAAAGCUGUGCGAUUCCUACUCAAAUUUCAAAUCUUUGUCAGAUUUUUUCGAGCUUGGAAAAGACUGGUGUCAAGAAUUUCGCAUUUUUCAGUUCGAAAUCAGUUUUCUCGCCAUUUUCCUGGGGGUUCUUCCUGUAGCGGAAACUGCUGGAAUACUAAAGAUUUGCUCGGAUAAAGAAAAAUGGAGAAGAUCACAUCCGAUUCAUAGAAUUUGGCAGGAAAGAUUCCAGCUUUACAGGGGGGGAAUACAAGAAUCUCAAAGAACAGAAGAAAGAGACCGCCUUUGUUGUAAUAGAAUCUUGUUUGAGAUCAGUUCAUUGAUUCAGGGGAGUGGAAAAAAUGUUGGAGCCUGUCCUGAGCUCAACUAGGGUUUUCUCUGCGUUCCGUGAAGAGUGCGGAGACGAAGAACUGUCGGUUCUCCCUCGCCAUACCAAAGUGAUUGUCACAGGGAACAACAGAACUAAAUCUGUGUUGGUGGGUUUACAAGGCGUGGUGAAGAAAGCUGUUGGUCUUGGCGGCUGGCACUGGCUGGUUCUGAAAAAUGGGAUUGAGGUGAAACUCCAGAGAAAUGCAUUGAGCGUGCUGGAGCAUCCGACCGGGGACGAGCUAGAGGAUGACGAGGAGGAGAUCGAUAUGUUCAGCAGCGGAUCGGAUAUUAUUGCAGACAAGGAACAUGAUUUCGAUACUGGAUUAGGGUUCCACAGGAUGAGCAGACCGGCAAGAAUCAGACAGACAAAGCCAUGGAUUUCAUCUUCACUUGCUCGAGCAAAUCGUAGCAGCAGCAGCAGCUACCGAGACGUUCAAUCCAUUCUCCGUUCAAGAGUGAACUUUGGGAAACUGGGAUCAAGUGCAUUGAGAAGAUAUUGCAGACACUUCCACCUUGUGAGCUUUUUUUUCUUCUCUCCCUAUUUCUCUGAGAUUCUUCUACGUACGAUUUUUUUCUUUCACGUGGGUUCUUUUUUUUUUUGGUGCAUGGGCAGCGUGGUAUCAAUCAAGAUUCGUCAAGGGAUCAGAUGCUCCAUGCCAUGCAGCUCCAUUUCACGUCACUGCCUCGGGUGAAUGAAGAACAGGUCAUAUCAGACUUCGUUGUGGCGGCCAAAAGAUCGAGGCGGAUGGAGGAUUGAUUAACCGACAUUGAUACCACAUAUAUGUAUAUGUAUACGUAAUCGACUAUCUCUAACAUUUGUAUUUGACUUAACAGAUCCAUCAUCUUUGUCUCUUGAUCUCCAUCUGAUAAAUUAGUGGUUGUCUGUCUCCCCAUGUUCUAGCCCUCUCUCUCUCUCUAUAUAUAUAUAUAUAUAUGUAUAUGUAAAUGUAUAUACUUUGAAACUGUUACAAAAUAUCUUUGUAUU